CAGUUUUUCGGCAAAAUCAGCACUCCAGUGUAUUAUAUAGCUCAGUGGUUCUUCCAGUGUCUGGCGCACCUGGUCUAGCUUAGAGCUAAGCAUGUUGGCAGAAGACUUGAAUUCAGAUUUCAGAUCUUCCCCGUGCUGCUGAAGCAAUGCGGUGAUAGCCUCCAACGUUAAGCUAGCGUCCUCUUUCUUGCUUCCUUUCGCGCUUUUGCUGGCCAUUACUAGUGGAUAAGUAAGCAAAAGCACUAGACAAGAUGUUUUUGUAUUGUUGGGUAGCGUAGAGUUGGCUUUCCGUGAGUUGGAUUUAGUUAAAAGGCUGGAUUUUUCUGGAGCAGUCCGUUGCUACAUUUAGCCUGCCCUCAUGGCAAACCGGAAGUCAAAAUGAAAAACUUUUAAGCAUUACUAGAUAGCACCAUUGUAUUGCUGUAUUUGUAGCCUGUGGCCCGGUGUGCAAUUUUUGUCACCUGCCAUGCGAAUUUCCGGUGAUAUGUCAGGCAAGCGACAGCAGCACGCAAAAGUGAAGAUGGGAUAAAUGCAGAGGAUGAAUUUCAUUGGAAUGUACACUACCAGUUCAAAUGUUUGGAUUCACCUUUGUCAUUUACUGACAAUUUCUUAUUAUUAUGACUUUGACAUUGCAGAUGCAUAUUGAAAGACAUCAAAAGUAUAUAGAAUUAUGUAUCAAACCAAAAAUUGUGAAAUAACUCUUGUAUCUUGUAUAUUUUAGCUUUUUCUAAAAGCUAAUAAUAAUUGUUGUGUCUGCUUUUCAAGGUAAAAUGCUGGUACUUGACUACAUUCUGGCUGUGACAAAAUCUACAACUAGUGACAAGGUGGUGCUGGUCUCCAACUAUACCCAAACACUGGACCUCUUUGAAAAGUUGUGCAGAUUUAGAAGAUAUCUUUAUGUUAGACUGGAUGGCACAAUGUCUAUCAAGAAAAGAGCUAAGAUCGUGGAAACAUUCAACAAUCCACAAAACCCUGAAUUUAUUUUCAUGCUGAGCAGCAAGGCGGGGGGAUGUGGCCUUAAUCUGAUUGGUGCCAAUCGCCUGGUUAUGUUUGAUCCUGACUGGAACCCAGCCAAUGAUGAGCAGGCAAUGGCUCGUGUGUGGAGAGAUGGCCAGAAGAAGACCUGCUACAUCUACAGACUUAUCUCUACCGGAACCAUUGAAGAGAAGAUCCUGCAGAGACAGGCCCAUAAAAAAGCCCUGAGCAGCUGUGUGGUGGACGAGGAGCAGGACGUAGAGCGUCAUUUUUCUCUGGGCCAACUUAAAGAACUUUUCACACUUAGUGAAGAAACAGCCAGUGACACACAUAACAAGUUUCAGUGCCGUCGCUGUGUAAAUGGCAGAGAGGUCUGGCCGCCUCCAGAAGGUGCUGACUGUACCAGUGACCUUUCCCAGUGGAACCACUGCUUUGACAAGAAGGGACUGAGGGACCAAGUGUUGAAGGCCUCCUGGGAAAAUGCGGUCUCUUUUGUCUUUCAUCAGCGCUCUCAUGAGGAUCAGAAGGGUGUUGUGUACAGUAAAUAAGGAAUCAAACCAGCUGCUUUAAAUGAAUUUCAGAUACUAUGUCCAAUUUUGACUUUUUUCCUUGUUUAAUAAAAAGUGAAGAAAAAAAUGA
Molecule: messenger RNA, 1614 nt
Organism: Fundulus heteroclitus (mummichog)
Lineage: Eukaryota; Metazoa; Chordata; Actinopteri; Cyprinodontiformes; Fundulidae
Product: DNA repair and recombination protein RAD54-like
Exons: 5
Coding region: 771-1523 (250 amino acids)
Biological process (GO): double-strand break repair via synthesis-dependent strand annealing; reciprocal meiotic recombination
Cellular component (GO): nucleus
Molecular function (GO): DNA translocase activity
Source: RefSeq, a predicted model, not a curated record